AUGGCAGUCUCUCGCCAGGCCUCGCCCUGAGGGCAUGUGGGCGAGUGGAUCAUCGCGUCCGUCAUGGAGCUGAAGGUGUGGGUGGACGGCGUGCAGCGGAUCGUCUGCGGCGUCACCGAGGUUACCACCUGCCAGGAAGUGGUCAUCGCGCUGGCGCAGGCCAUCGGCCGUACGGGCAGGUACACCCUCAUAGAGCGAUGGCGGGAGUCGGAGCGCCACCUGUCUCCCCACGAGAGCCCGGUGGCGUCGCUCAACACCUGGGGGCAGUACGCCAGCGACGUGCAGCUGGUGCUGCAGCGCACGGGCCCCUCCCUCAGCGAGCGGCCCGGCUCCGAGGGCCCCGCCCGCCUCCCGGAGCGCGGCCUCUACCGCCAGAGCCUCCCGCCGCUGGCCAAGCUCCGCCCCUCGCCCGCCGACCGCUCCCUCCGGCGCCGCGAGCCCAAACGCAAGUCGCUGACCUUCAGCGGGGGGGCGCGCGGGCUCAGGGACAUCUUCGGGAAGAGCCGCGACGCAGAGGGUAAGCACAGCCAGCAGCAGCAGCGUGGGGGGGUCCACCUCAGCCUGACCCGGGUCCAGUACGUGGGGGGCGGGGGCUACGGCUCGCUGCCCCCCAGCCCGGCCCGGGAGCUGGGCCGGCUGGUGCAGCUGCAGCGGGACAAGCUGCAGGCGCUGGACGGCCGGCUGGGGGUCUGCGACGCCGAGCUCCGCGACUGGGAGGAGGCCGCCGGCCAGCCCAACCAGGCGCUGGGGUACGAGGAGGAGCUGCUGCUCCUGCAGCAGCAGCUGCAGAGGAGCGACGCCGAGGCGGAGGAGGAGGAGUUCUGGCUGAACGAGCUGCACAUCGAGCAGGAGAGCGAGCGGCAGCUCCGCCUGCAGCUGGGCGAGCUGCAGAGCCGCGUGCACGAGGUCACCGGCCGGCUGCUGGAGUACCUGGCCCGCGUGCAGACCAUGGAGGCGGGGCUUGAGCAGACGAGACUGCAGCAGGAGGCGGAGCUUAACCAGCAGGCCAAUGAGGAAGAGGUGCAGGCCCAGCUGUGCCGGGUGCGGGCGGAGCUGGAGCAGCAGAGCCAGCAGAGCUCCCGUCUGGAGAACAGCUGUCGGGCGCUGGAGCGCUCGCUGGGCCAGUCGUCCAAGAGGCUGCAGGACCAGGACCAGGAGCUGGAGCAGCUCACCAAGGAGCUGCGUCAGGUCAACCUGCAGCAGUUCAUCCAGCAGACAGGCACCAAGGUCACCGUGCUGCCGGCCGAGCCCGGGGACGAGGACCGCGAGGCGGAGCCCGGCUCCCUGAGGCGGCUCGGCUCGGCCCGCCUGCUGCCCAGCGACCUCCGCGACCUCCAGGGCCCCGCCUCCUCCAGCCUCAACCCCGAGGGCAUCUACGUCUGAGCCGCCCCCUCGGCCCUGCCCCCCCACAGGGCUCCAGGGGCCCCGGGGGCGGGGGGGCAGGAGCAGCUUCCACCCCCCUACGAAGGGAAGGUUCCCGCCCCGCCUGACCCGGAGGGGGGCUCUUCAAUACUGCUGCCGGGGGCUCUGGAGCGAGACACCGGAGGGGUUCCAGUGACUGAGGCCGGGCGGAGGCUCAGACUACGUCCUAAAUGAAACGUUCUGUUUUUAUUUAGAUUAACCUUCACACAUCCCAGCUCUGCGACAGCGACUCAGAAUAACAACGAGGAUAACGCAAACUCCUCCGGGCCUCAACCUCUCUCAGCGUCAGCCCCAAACAACGCGCGACCCCCUGAUGUGCAGGGGGUCCCCUACAAUGUCUCAAAACAAAAGGCUGCUUUUGAUCUGAGACCCCCAACACGGACUGGACUGCUGUGACGGACCACCCUGGGGGGGGGGUGAGGGGGGGUUGGUCCAUACUGAAGGAGACGAAGGGAAGUGUUGAGAUUAUUGAUGGGGUGGGAAAGUUGUGUCAUGUUGCCACACACACACACACACACACACACACACACACACACACACACACACACACACACACACACACACACACACACACACACACACACACACACACACACACACACACACACACACA
Messenger RNA from Gadus macrocephalus (Pacific cod), 2035 nucleotides. It is a transcript of the gene rassf8b, whose product is annotated as Ras association domain family member 8b. Lineage: Eukaryota; Metazoa; Chordata; Actinopteri; Gadiformes; Gadidae. Gene Ontology annotation, biological process: signal transduction. The record is from RefSeq and is a predicted model, not a curated record.